Messenger RNA from Limanda limanda (common dab), 4279 nucleotides. It is a transcript of the gene znf653, whose product is annotated as zinc finger protein 653. Lineage: Eukaryota; Metazoa; Chordata; Actinopteri; Pleuronectiformes; Pleuronectidae. The record is from RefSeq and is a predicted model, not a curated record. Gene Ontology annotation, biological process: regulation of transcription by RNA polymerase II. The transcript has 10 exons. Gene Ontology annotation, cellular component: nucleus. Gene Ontology annotation, molecular function: transcription coregulator activity. The coding region runs from base 1 to 1911 and encodes 636 amino acids.
AUGGCGCUCAACCUGACGGAGCCGGAGGUUCCCCUGGACACCGACCGAGCCGGUGACCCGGGGGACGGUUCCCCGCGGCGCUGCAGAGGGAGACCCCGGCUCACGGACACGGACCGGGCCCAGCGGCGCCUCGAGUCCCGGAAGAAGUACGACGUGCGGAGGGUUUAUCUGGGGGAGUCCCACCGGCUGUGGAGCGAGCUGCGCCGGAGGACUCGACUCAGUGACGCGGGGCUGGCGGAGUAUCUGAUCCUGCUGGAGUCCACAUGUGGGGACAAGGACCAGGGGACUCACCGCGGGAAGAAGAUUGUUCCAGAAGUCUCAGUGAAACAGAAAAAAGGCAGGAAGCAGUGUGUGUCCAGCCUGCAGAGCCUGGUGAGCUGGUACCAGGAUCACUCCCUCUCCUGCCCUCACGAGCCACAGCUCAAGACGCUGGAGCUGCAGCCCAACUUCUCCACCGCCGCCGUCUGGCAGUGUGACGCCAACCACUCCUUUGUGCAGUACCUGUUCUCACCACCGAGGGAUGCAAGUGACUCUGAGCGCGAGGAGGAGGUGAACGAGGAGGAGGAGGAGAACACGACGAGAACAGAUUCGCCCUCGGCUAAAAGCGCAGUGAGCAGGAGGAGAAGAAAAGAGACUCUCAAACUAUUCAAAGAUGUGGGAGAAAAUGAAGAUGUUUCUGAGGAACAACAAACAACCAUGAGCCCGAUCAAAGAGGCUGACUCUUCUUCUUCCAAGGAGGUCCCCCUGAUGGAACAGCCUGUGUGGGAGAUGGAGAUGGAGGAACAGCCGGGGUCCCCCCCUGAAGUGAUUGUCUCCAUCUCCUCAGAGGAGGAGGAGGCCGAGGAUCUGAGGCAAACCCGAGACCAGGAAGGAGAGAGACUCAUAGAAGAAGACAUCAGGACUACACCACUUAAUUAUGAUUGUGUUGCCAUGACAACACCCCUGGCUGAUAAACUGGAGAAGACGGACCAGGACUCUGUGCUGGUUCAGAGCUUGAGCAGCCCUGUGGAGCUGUCCGUCCCAUCAGGUCCCUCCAUGCAGGUCCAGGAGCAGAGUGACCUGUUCCCCCCCCACCCUCUGCAGGCGGUGGUGACCAGCUGUGAGACCCCCGACCAGAGGACGGCACUGGAGGGCUCUCAGUUAAUUAUAAUCACCGGGCCCAGCUACGAGGCCCUGGCGUCAGAGGGCAUCCAGCUCAGCAUGGGCGGAGCAACCGUGGAGGAGGUCACCUGCACGGUCAUCGGGGGCGUGACUUACAACCAGGUGUGCUCCUGUGAUUCAAAACUCACCACAGCAGAGGACGAGGACUCCAUGACAGGUCUGAGUGACAAACAGCUGCUGCAGCCGGUGGACGCUCUGGAACUCAGUGGAGACAGAGGACUGCAAAGGAAUCUGAGCAGUGUCCGAUCCAAGAGAAACCGACGCGGCCCGGUCAUCGAGGCUGACGGGAUGCUGAAGAUGUUCCACUGCCCGUACGAGGGCUGCAGUCAGGUCUACGUAGCGAUCAGCAGCUUCCAGAAUCACGUGAACCUGGUGCACAGGAAAGGGAGGACCAAGGUUUGCCCUCAUCCAGGCUGUGGGAAGAAGUUCUACCUGUCGAACCACCUGCAUCGCCACAUGAUCAUCCACUCAGGAGUGAGAGACUUUAUCUGUGAGACGUGUGGAAAAUCGUUUAAGCGAAAGAAUCACCUGGAGGUCCACAGGCGGACACACACGGGAGAGACGCCACUUCAAUGUGAAAUCUGCGGCUACCAGUGUCGCCAACGUGCCUCCCUGAACUGGCACAUGAAGAAACACACUCCAGAGGCUCACUACAACUUCACCUGUGAGUUCUGUGACAAGAGAUUCGAGAAGCUGGACAGUGUCAAGUUCCACAAGCUGAAGAGCCACCCUGACAAGCAGGCGACCUGAGACGCUGGAGCAAAGCGCCGCUGACCAAGAGCUGAGCAGGAACAGGAACAGGUUCACCCUCAGGAACCAGAGGACGACUUCCAGCGAGGACAGAGACGUUCCUCCGCUGUGGUUGUGUUGCUUCCCUCGUCCAGGAGGUCCAGGAAUCGCCUGUGGACACACAGACAGGGGACAAGCCGCUCGGACUGCUGAGCAGGAAACAGCCAGAGAGAAAAUCUUAAUCCACUGUUGAUAACUGACCAUCUAAAGCUCCUUCCUGAAUAAUGAUCAUCUGAUCCGAGCUACUCAACCAGAACGAGGCUCGGCUGCUCGGUCAAGCGUUGGAUUUCUCUUCAUCCUGACUGGAACGACUGUUUUGAGGCUACAGCUGCAGAUCUUAAUAUGAAAAGGAAUUAACUCUGCUGCAGAUACGCCCGGCGUCCACAUUACUGUGUAGUGGAGACGCUGCUGGUUCAGUUCUGAUUUAAAAAGACUGUACGGACAGAAACUGAUGGAAACGAUGACGUAGACGUUCACAGCCUGUUGCUGAUUGGUUCUUUACGGUCACAACGUAGCCUUCGCUGAUUCGUCAGGUUCCCGUCACAUGACCCCCUGCUGAAAGAAAACAAGGAUACAACACAACAUGGAGAAUCAAUUACAAGUGUUACUGACCCUGUUGUCUUAAUCUACAAUGAUACAGCUGUUCACGUAUAUUAUGUGAGAUAACUGACACUAACAACUGAAUACUUUCUGUGCCUGUGCACACGCAUGCUGAUCCAGUUAGAGACAUUUUGGGCUCUUAAGAUUUAAGGAAAGAAUUAAAUCGGGUGUUUGUCUGCUACAUCGAAGCUACAGACGUUAGCAUGGCUGGCUCACCAGUAUAAGGGCGGUGGCAUUUACUACAUUGUUGUGGGGUUACAAACACAACAUGGGUUUACCAACACACAAGUUGUUUACUAAUUUUGGGAGCUGGUCCGAUAUCAGUUCAGCGACAUUAGCUGCUCUGCCCUAGCCUGACGUUGUCAUAGUCAUAAUUCUAGUCAGAAUAUGAGUCUGAUACUGCUCCAUUGGGCUGUGAUCAUGGGGCGUGUUUCAACCGAACCAGGAAAAGAAAUGCCUCUUCGCUCAAUUGGAUAGACCUACAACCAAUCAGAGCAACGUAGUAUGUGACGUAUGUCAAGCGACAUUGUGAGUUGUUUACUAAGCCAGACAGUCAAGACUUUCUCUUACCAUUUGUAAGUAUUCGAUCGUCGAUUAAUUAUGCCCAUCCCUACUUGCAAGAUACAUGCUCUCUUUCUCCUUACCGAACUUCCCGACCUCAAAUGUUGUGGGCGGGGCUAAGUUCGUCUGGCACCCAGACUAGCUCUGCCCUGCUCCUUCCUGGAUCUGAGAGAGUCCCAUAACAAAGUCUAUUCUUAUCUUUAAACACAAUGGUUAAUGGUUAAAUCCUCCUUAUGAAGCCAUUUUCUUUCCAUGACACUAACAAUAUAAAUGUAAGCUACGUGGCUAACGUUGAGCAAAGUCACCUUGGAACAAAGCAACAGUCUAAUCUUUCAUAUUUCCUUAUCAGACUUUAAACACUAGAAGCUCUCAACUGCGAUACAGGAUUAUUUAGACAGUUUCCUUAUUCCCACGUUUUUUGCCGGGGACUUGCUGUUUACAUUUUUUGUGGCCUUUUGGUGAAACAGUUUUCAGCAGCGUGUGUAGCUGAUAUGAGCUAGUGGAGUUAAUAUGACUUGGCUUAAUUGGUUGGCUUGUUGAUUGCAUGUUCUUCCCGUGUUAACGUGGGUUUUCUCCAGCUUUGUCCCACAGUCUAAAGUUCGGUUGAGACUCUAAAUUGACAGACAUAAGGACGGACUGAUGACAUCUUGACAGGACCGUGAACACCUCAGCAGCUUGGAUGAGAAACCGUCUCUUUUCUAUCUCUGUCUGAAAUCGACAUCCACUGUUCCCACGACGAUUGAAUGUUUGACAGCGAAUAUAAUUUUCCAUUUAAGGAAAAAACAAUUGUGGGCCUUGAAAACCAGUAUAAUGGUCCUUUAGCGAUAAAGUGUGAUUUAAAUAUGAAUGCUCUGCCCUUUAAUACACAAUCGAGACAGAUUAUUGAUGACGAGCAGUGUGGAGGGUGAAGAUCUCACUACUCACAGAGCUCGUAGUGACACACAUGUCGGCUCUUUCAUUUCAGUCACUCAAAUGUGAGCAUCUGUUGUGUGGGACAUGUUUCUCCUUCUUCCAUCUCGGUCCUGACUCACAGGAGAUGAAUCCUGUAACUUUCAUGUGACAAUUUCUCAGGAAGAUUCAACUCAGCCCUCUUGUGUCCCGUCUGUUUUUCAGUUCCUGAAUAAACGCACUCACCCUGAUGAAUCACUAAAAAUAUAUGGAAAUGACU